Oryctolagus cuniculus (rabbit) is the source of this 3249-nucleotide messenger RNA. NCBI's taxonomy places the organism in Eukaryota, Metazoa, Chordata, Mammalia, Lagomorpha, Leporidae. The record is from RefSeq and is a predicted model, not a curated record.
ACGUCCCAGGGUGGUUUGGGUUUCCUCUCUGCAUCUCUGCUUCCAGGAGUGAUGGGCUGUGGCAGGGAUGCGGCAGGUGGCAUCUGCAGGCACAGAGUGGUGAGUAGCAGGGACCCUCUAAGUGCUGGCUCUUCCCCCAAGACUCAGUGCAAACGGUCACAGCUCCUGUGAAGAACAAGCACUUGGAAAAUUCACUGGAAAAUGGAAUUUAAAGAUGGCUUUAUUUCGGUGCAAAGCAGUUUUCCAAUGCGUGCUUAGUCUUUCACAACACGCUUGUUCCAUGAACUUGUAGAGGACCCCUCAUAUUGGAAAGAAGAGAUGCAAUUCUCCAUACAAUUGGGCUUAGCCAGAGUUAAGCCAGUGAUAACAUAUUUACAAACACUUGUAUGUGUUCUGGAAAUAUGCAUUUAAAAUUUACGUUUACAUGGAGUAAGUAAAUUCACAUAUAUACAUAGACACAUAUUAACAAACCCAAAUUCUUUUUUUCAAAUGGGUCGUAUGCUGUAUUUACUUAUUUGCAGAUAUUUUCCCAUCUUAUUUCUGAAAACAAAAUCUUAUGUGUCCAAGCAGGUACUAAAAUUGGAGGCUGCAGUGACGUGUCUCACAAGACAACACACUAACUGUCCUCUCAGGUAGGUUCUGUGGUGUAGACAGGCUGCCGUGUAAACAGAUGGGGUGUGUGUUAAUUACCUAUAACCAGCACGAUGCUAAGAACUCCCACCACUUUACCUCACUUAAUCCUCAGUAUACUGAGGUCAGGAAUUAUGUCUACACCCAGGUAAGUGGUUGGUGGGCUGAGGGCUGGCCAUUCCGUGGCUGCCCCAUGUCCCUCGGGUCCUUGGAGUGAUUCCCAUGUGAGGACUGGCCCAGCUCCUGGUUCCAUGAGCCUCACUAGCCACAGCUGCAGAAACUCCCGGGGCUGCCCAGUCCUUGGGACUGAGGAGGCUCCGUUGUGGCAUCAGGGUUUGCCCGAGAUUGUCUCAGUGACUCUGUCAGUCCUUCUUAUCUGGAAUAUAUACCUGGGAGAUUUUUAGAUCCCAGUUCGAUCUUUAAACCAGAUAGGUUGAAUCUUAGUUCAAUGGCAAAAACCCUAGGAAAGGGAGUUUGGUUCUGUUUAUUCUGUGUUUGUGACAGCACAGGCCAUGGCUCAGCCCACUUCCAACCUGCUGGUCACUGACACUGUCUGCCGUUAGCACGCCUGUGACCUCGCACUGUGGCAACCUCAGCAUAAUUCAGGAUGCUUCUGGCUCAUCAUUGUGGGUGGUUACUUUUCUAAAAAGAAACCAUUGAAUUACAGGCAGUUUAUGUUCUGCAGCUCUACAGGUGUGGAGGAAGUCAUCUGGUUAAGUACACUUAGGUUGGUGCCUUCACACCCAGCCAUACCCUAUGCAUUCACUGCAGGGGACUGCAUCUCAUCAACCCUGAAGCUUUCCCUGGGGUGAGACCUCAUGGAUAACACCACCUGGAUGGCCGCCCACCCAGGGCAGCUGUAUUUCAUCUUUGUGGGACUCUUCCAUCAAUCCCAACACCCUGCUCUUCUCUGCAUGGUCAUUUUUGUGGUUUUCCUGAUGGCCUUGUCUGGAAACACUGUGCUCAUCCUGCUGAUACACUCCAAUGCCCACCUUCACACGGCCAUGUACUUUUUCAUCAGCCAGUUGUCCCUCAUGGACACGGUGUACAUCUGCGUCACUGUGCCCAGGAUGCUCAUGGGCCAGGUCAGGGGAAUGAACAAGAUCUCAGCCCCUGAAUGUGGGGUGCAGAUGUUCCUCUACUUGACUGUAGGUGGUUCAGAAUGCUUCCUUCUGGCUGCCAUGGCCUACGACCGCUUUGUGGCCAUCUGCCAUCCUCUCCGGUACCCUGUCCUCAUGAACCACAGGGUGUGUCUCCUCCUGGCUUCUGGCUGCUGGUUCCUGGGGUCAGUGGAUGGCUUCAUGCUCACUCCCAUCACCAUGACCUUCCCCUUCUGCAGGUCGCAUGAGAUCCAUCACUACUUCUGUGAGGUCCCUGCCGUCAUCAAGCUCUCCUGCUCGGACACUUCCCUGUACGAGAGCCUCAUGUACCUGUGCUGUGUCCUCAUGCUCCUCAUCCCUGUGACAAUUAUUUCAAGCUCUUAUUCCUUCAUCCUCUUCACCGUCCACAGGAUGAACUCAACAGAGGGCAGGAAGAAGGCCUUUGCCACCUGCUCCUCCCAUAUGACUGUGGUCGUUCUCUUGUACGGGACUGCCAUCUAUAGCUACAUGCUCCCCAGCUCCUACCACACCCCCGAGAAGGACAUGGUGGUGUCUGUAUUUUACACCAUAAUCACUCCUGGGUUGAACCCUUUAAUCUACAGUUUUAGGAACAAGGAUGUUACCAGGGCUCUGAGGAAAACGCUAGUGAGUGCUGUCAUGCAGGAAGUAGUUCAGUAGGGAAUUGGCACACUAACGGCUUCUUUUCCUUCUCUCCACAAGUGGAUGUGUAGCAUCCCACUUCUGAUGUUAUUCCUCAGGAUCUUAUAGAAUCAAUUUUCAUGUAAUAGUCACCCAUUUUUGAAGAACUGUUUCCUUGUUCAUGGAAGCUUUUCAUUUAUACUCCUUGUGUAUUCAAAAUCCUCGUAUGAUGGCAUUGUAUUGGUGUAGUAUUUCCAAUCCAGUGGGAAGAUAUUCAUAUUGUUAGGAAACAAAUAAUAACCUCUUUGGAAGAGAGAGGUCAAGAAAUGUGCACCUGAUGAGGAAGAUAGAGAGGAAGAAGGAAAAAGGGUAACACAGUAACAUGGGUGAGUCUGGGCAAAGGAUGUAUGGGCAUUAAUUAUGUAUUGUAGUUUUCUGUAGAUCUGAAAUUAAUGUAGCAAUAACGAAUUUAAAAUCAGACUUUUUCCUUGGUCUUGAGUUCCUACUUUCUGCUUGGUGGCAGUGCAAAAUGUCUUAGAAAUCCGGCUCAUUUCCAUUUGCCAAUCAUCAGAGGCAAUCCAGCCUUGUGACCACUGUUCUGAGGGAUGCCUUUUUCCUGCCUGGUCCAGCCCUGCAAACUUCUGCGGGUACUGCCUCUGAAAUCAUAGUGCUUCAUGAUAGCUGUAGGAUCAAUGCACACAAAGGCUGUACGGAAAAAAUCAGUCCUAAGUGGAAGGUGGAAGGAGGAUUGAAAGAAGGGUCCCUGCACCAAGCAGCACUGGAGCUAGGAAUGAAGUGUGUACUACAGAAAAGUACAGGAGAGCACCAAGCAUCCUGUCUUUCACUAUGUCAACAUGUUAGGUAGGAAGUCAGAAAUGAG